Molecule: messenger RNA, 450 nt
Organism: Arachis duranensis
Lineage: Eukaryota; Viridiplantae; Streptophyta; Magnoliopsida; Fabales; Fabaceae
Exons: 1
Coding region: 1-450 (149 amino acids)
Source: RefSeq, a predicted model, not a curated record
AUGUGGUCCUUCAUUAAAGUAUAUGCAAGUAAUGUCAAUCUCCCUUGGUGCUUUUUGGGUGACUUCAAUGCCCUGCUGCAUAGUCAUGAAAAGCGUGGAGGGGCGAUUAACAACCACCAGAAUGCUUGCAAGGAUUUUCAAGAAUGUGUCUCGACGAGUGGCUUAAUUGACCUGGGCUACUCUGGAUGGCCAUUCACUUGGAAAAGAGGUAAUCUUGCGGAAAGGUUGGACAGGGGGCUGUGCAAUGUGGAAUGGAAAAUUGCCUUCCCUGAGGCUUAUGUUAAACACUUACCCAUGCUUAAAUCCGAUCACUCCCUGAUUUGUUUACAACUCUCCAACGCUAUGGCUCAGAAUAGAGGCAGAAGGCCUUUCCAUUUUCUUGCAGCCUGGAUAACCCAUCCUGACUUCAGAAAUUUCGUUGAUGCUUCUUGGAAUGUUCAUGUGUCCUAG